Molecule: messenger RNA, 1284 nt
Organism: Scedosporium apiospermum
Lineage: Eukaryota; Fungi; Ascomycota; Sordariomycetes; Microascales; Microascaceae
Exons: 3
Coding region: 1-1284 (427 amino acids)
Source: RefSeq, a predicted model, not a curated record
AUGGCUGCUCCCAACUUGACUGAUAAGGACAUCUACAUUGAGCUUGGCGAUAUGUCCAAGGAUAAGGAUAUGGGCAGCAAGAUUACUGUCACUGCUGUUGGUGAUGUCCCCGAAGUAAAGAAGAGCUCGCGUGGUUUUUUCUGCUGCUUCGGUGUUACUGUUUUUUCUCUCGUUGCCCUCUUGGUCAUGCUUAUUUAUGCACUUUCCACCUUGGGCUCCCGUCUCAACGCAGACGCCAAUGCUAGAGAGUCUGGUAGUCUCCACGAGCGCCAGAUCUACCCGCGUGGAUUGCGUUUCCCUCCCGUUCCCCCGUUCCUUGGUCCCCAUGUCACCAACAGCUCGAGCCUUGUUACCGGAACCUCGGCUACCGUCUUUGUUACUGUUACCGGCUCUGCGGUCAACUAUGUGACUGUUUCUGCCACCACUGCUUCUGAUAGCAGCUCGGUUGCCUCUGCUGGCCGUUUCAGUGCCGGAGAUGUUCGAGGUUCCGUUGGUGGUACUCUGACCCUCACCUCUGCAUCCAACACUGUUACGAAGACUCGAACUUUCACUCCCACCAAGGUUGUCAUUGUCACGCCUGGUGAGAGUAGUGCUCAGGCUUCAAUGACCACCUCCUCGCCUAUUCCGGUAUCUAGCGCGAUCGACAUCGACGAGUGCUCUCCCGAGGUUUUCUACUUCACUGUUACCCAGAUUGUCAGCCCGAUUGACGGAGCUCAGCAAUCUCCCGCCACCGAGGUUGGUGUUCCUAUUGCAUCCGGUGAACCCAUCACCAGCACGAAGACUGUUACCAUCAUUGGUGACAGGACCGAAACUGCUCCUGUUCUAACUGUUUUACCUCCUGCACAGAUCUCCUCGAGCUCUAGCGGCGUGACCGAUGUUGUCACUGUCACUCACCAAGACACCGUCAUUGUUACCGUCACCGAGAUUGUUGGGGAGACCGGAGCUGCUGAUGCUGGCCCGGCCGACAAGGCCACGCUUACGACGCAUACUCACUCUACCUACGCUACCACCAAGGUUGUUGGCGUUGAGGAGACUGUUUAUGUUACCAACACUGCCCCCGCUGUUAACGUGAGUUACUCGGUCGUUCAGCAUAGCGACUCGACUUUCUCCCCCACUGGUGUCUUCACCAUCACCGGCACCGCACAUCUCGGCGAUCCCACUCUUGGCGCUUCUGCCACCCCUUCUGAUGACACCUCCGGCGCUGAGAAGAAUGGUGUCGGCAGUGGUAAUGCUCGUGUGUUUGCCGUCGUCAUGGCGAUCGCCGGUAUCUCCCUCUUGUUGUAA